Messenger RNA from Apiotrichum porosum, 1575 nucleotides. RefSeq lists its product as uncharacterized. The coding region runs from base 1 to 1575 and encodes 524 amino acids. NCBI's taxonomy places the organism in Eukaryota, Fungi, Basidiomycota, Tremellomycetes, Trichosporonales, Trichosporonaceae. The transcript is spliced from 6 exons. Gene Ontology annotation, biological process: hydrogen peroxide catabolic process; response to hydrogen peroxide. The record is from RefSeq and is a predicted model, not a curated record. Gene Ontology annotation, molecular function: catalase activity; heme binding. Gene Ontology annotation, cellular component: mitochondrion; peroxisome; cytoplasm.
AUGACCCCCAAGCCCAAGUCCUACGACGCGGACCGCAAGGCCAAGUCCACCGAGGCCACCUACACGGCCUCGAACGGCGCGCCCGUCCCCCACCCUUACGCUUCCCAGCGCGCCGGCAACCAGGGCCUCCUGCUCCAGGACUUCCACCUCAUCGACCUCCUGGCCCACUUUGACCGCGAGCGUAUCCCCGAGCGCGUCGUCCACGCCAAGGGCUCGGGCGCCCACGGUGUGUGGGAGUGUACCGAGGGCCUCGAGGACCUGUGUCUCGCCGACCUGUUCAAGAAGGGCUCCACCUGCCCCAUCACGAUCCGCUUCUCGACCUUCAAGACGGCCGAGGGUAACUGGGACUUUGUCGGCAACAACACCCCCGUGUUCUUCCUGCGCGAUCCUGCCAAGUUCCCGCACUUUAUCCACACCCAGAAGAGGCACCCGGCCACGCACCUCGGCGGCGGCGACGACGCGACCAUGUUCUGGGACUACCUGUCCAACAACCCCGAGGCGGCGCACCAGGUCAUGAUCCUCAUGUCUGACCGCGGCAUUCCCGACGGCUUCCGCCACAUGCACGGCUACUACGGCCACACGCUCAAGUUUGUCAACAAGAAGGGCGAGUGGCAGUAUGUCCAGCUGCACCUCAUCUCGGACCAGGGUAUCAAGACCCUCACCAACGAGGAGGCCGGCAAGCUGUCGCCGGACCACGGCCAGAAGGACCUGUACGAGGCCAUUGAGCGUGGCGAGUUCCCCUCGUGGACCAUGAAGGUGCAGACCAUGACCCAGGCCCAGGCCGUCGAGGCUUGGGAGAAGAAGGGCAUCAACGUCCACGACCUCACCCACAUCUGGCCCCACGCCGACUACCCCCUGCGCACUGUCGGCCGCAUCAAGCUCAACGAGAACGCCGCCAACUACUUUGCCGAGGUCGAGCAGGCCGCCUUCUCGCCGAGCCACAUGGUGCCCGGCAUUGAGCCGUCGGCCGACCCCGUGCUCCAGUCGCGCCUGUUCUCGUACCCGGACACGCACCGCCACCGCCUGGGCACAAACUACCAGCAGCUUCCCGUCAACCAGAGCGUGACGGGCUACGCACCCUCCAACUUCCAGCGCGACGGUGCCAUGUCCUUCUACAAUCAGGGCGGCCGCCCGGGCUACCUGUCGACGCAGGACGCCGUCACCUUCCAGCCGGCCAAGGUCAACGUCGACGCCGUGCACGGCGGCUUUGUCGCGCAGGCCGUGUCGUUCCUGUCCGCCAUCAGGCCCGAGGACUUUAACGCGCCCCGCAACCUCUGGCACAAGGUCUUUUCGCAGGGCGAGCGCGACCGCUGGAUCGCCACCGUCUCGGGCCACAUGUCCACCGUCAAGGACAAGGAGAUCAUCCGCCGCCAGAUCGGUAUCUGGCGCGAGGUGUCCGAGGACAUUGCGUCCCGCCUCGAGCAGGCCACCGGCAUCAAGGGAUACCCGGGCAUCAAGGGCGUGCAGUUCAACGGCUCGGGCAACGCCAUGGACGCCAGCAACCUCAUCAGCGCCAACGGCUCAAAGGUCGGCGGCGUCGCGCAGAACGGCGCACCCUCAAAGGCCAAGCUUUAA